CUCACGGUUUACUCAUUUAAGUAUUGUUUAUUUAAAUAAUACUGAGUAAUAUUUUACAAAACGCAAUGUCUCAACAAGAAGACAAGUUCCAGCGAUAUGCUACAGAGUACGAUCCAGUCAAAAUAGGCUCAAUCGAUGGUACGGAUACGAUACCGCAUGACCGAGCCAUCCUGCGGGCACUCGAGUCAGAGUACAUCCCCAACAAGUCAGUGCGGGGGGACCCGCGGCACACCGUAUUCGUGGCACGACUGCAUCCCAGAACGACCCAGGAUACCCUCAUAUCUGAAUUCUCUGACUGCGGCAAAAUCCUACGCUGCCGUCUCGUCAAGGACAUAGUGACCGGUAAAUCCAAGCAGUACGCCCUCAUCGAGUUCGAGCGGAGCUCCGAGGUCGACCGGGCUCUACAGAAACACAAAGAAUACAUCGAUAACACAGAAGUUAUCGUUGAAAGAGAGGUGGGAAGAGUUAUGAAAGGUUGGAAGCCUAGGAGACUGGGGGGAGGGUUUGGGGGGAAUAAGAACUCUGGACAGCUCAGGUUCGGAUGUAGGGAUAGGCCUUUCAAGAGGCCUAUUAAGGUUGGAGAGGAUAGGAGAGAUUGAAGAGAAUUGGGACCAAGAAUAAGCGGACUCGCUCGUUUCUACAUCCUUAGGGAUUUCCAUAGGGUUCUUCAAGAAAUGGGUAUUCAGGGUUCUCAAGGGUCGGCAACGCAAGAGUGGCUUCUCCGAUGUUACAUGUGUCCAUGAGCGACGGUGACCGCUUCCCAUUAGGCGGCAUCUCAGCUCGUUUACUGAAUCCCACAGAAAACAAAUCCAUAGGGUUACAAGACGACAUGGAUCUUUGCUUUCGUCUUUCAGGCGUAAAUAGGGCGGCAAUGUGGGAAAAAUCUUUGCCCAAAGAAUAAGUCGUGAGCAUAGGCUCCCAUUCGGUGAUGAACCGCAGGCCUCAUAGCUGCGUGACCGUACGGCUUUUCAUACUAAGUACCUACGAAAGAUCUGCUAAAAAGAAAAAGCUUGCUCUGAAGUAUCAUUGCUGAACGCGUCACCCUGCAUAAUAUCAUUGUACCUACCUAAU
Cydia fagiglandana is the source of this 1071-nucleotide messenger RNA. RefSeq names its product U11/U12 small nuclear ribonucleoprotein 35 kDa protein-like. The transcript is spliced from 3 exons. The record is from RefSeq and is a predicted model, not a curated record. Gene Ontology annotation, cellular component: U12-type spliceosomal complex; precatalytic spliceosome. Gene Ontology annotation, biological process: mRNA splicing, via spliceosome. Lineage: Eukaryota; Metazoa; Arthropoda; Insecta; Lepidoptera; Tortricidae. Gene Ontology annotation, molecular function: mRNA binding; snRNA binding. The coding region runs from base 66 to 599 and encodes 177 amino acids.